AUAAAUGUAAGCAGAAGAUUAUCCUGUCUGUGGUGGUAAUUAAUUAAAUCUGUAAAUUUCGUUUAAUUUAUUGUAUUUGUGAACAAAAUUGUGAAUUAUCUAGGUCUAAUUUUAAGAACUUUUUCCCCAUUUAAUAUUAGCCCCUUAGCCACCAUGGGUACAUUGCUCCGUAUCCUUUUUACCCUUAUAGUGAUUAACCAAUUAAUAUUGCACAUCACAGCAUUACGAAGUUCUCGCGGAGGUACUAAAUACAUAUACGACAAAUCAACCAAGGGAAACGAUCCGAAGACAUAUGUUGGUGCAUCUUCUGGAUUACCAUCUCAAAGCACUGCCAAAAAAGGACUAGGCAUAUCUGCUUGGGGUAUUGUAGGUGUAGCUAUCACCAUCAUCCUUGCGGGAACUGGUUUCUAUUAUUUCACUAUGUGCUAUCCUAUUUUAUGUAAGAAGCAGAGAAAGUAUGAUAUGAUAGGACUGCCCAGUGUGGCAUAAAAGUAGAUCAAGAAAAUUGAGUAUCUCAUACAUAUCUUACUAUUUUGUAAUUGGGCAAUUCCAUCUAUUUAUUUCUUAAAAUAUUCUCAGCUCUUUUUUGAUGUAAAAUGAAUUCAUUCAAACAAUAGUAUUGUAAAACUAAAGACUAGAUAUUUUAAUGUUUGUAAUGUGAAAUGUAUGCCUUUGUAUAGUAUGUACUUUGAAAUAUGAAAAAGAGUGUUAAUCCAAUUUAUGAUAUUUAAUAGUUCAUAAAGUAAAGGAAUCCUUAUUAUUUUUGUAAAUAAUGCUGUUUCAUGGCUAAAUGAACUAUAAAUAACAUAACACAAAAAAGGUUAUAUGCAUUCCAAAAAAUAUUAAUUUUCCAUAUUGGAGUACAAUAUAUGGUGUGUUGAAUGUUAUGCCACUUGUAUGAAUAUUUGUAUGUAUGUAUUAUGAACAUUCACAAGAAAUAUAAGACUGCUUUGGACCAAUGCUGAUGAAGCUCAAUAUUUUUGAACUGCUUAUAGCUCUUAUUGAGGUAUGCCUUACCACAAGUGAUAAGCGCUGACCUUGAACAAAGUUUAGGUUGAUUUUACAAAAAGUUGCAAAUGGUGCUGUGUGACGCACAGAUUAGUUUUAUAAUUUUGGUCAGUGUUCAUUGCGUGUGGUUCAGCCUCUAGUUAAAUAUUUUGCAUAUCAUAGAUGUAAGUAGUUUUGUAAGGAUUUUGUAAUAUCACUUAUCUAAUAAUUUUGUUGAACUCAACAAGUUUUCAUUAGAGACAAAAAUUUACUAUCUUAUAUGAUAUUAAUUAACAGAUAAAUAUUCCAUAAAAUUAAUGUGCGUUGUGAUACACUAUCAAAGAUAUGACUGAGUGUUGUGAUAAAUUUAAAAUUUUCUUUAAAUCUUUAGAUGUGGAGUAUGAAAGUUUGAACAUCAUUUAUAUGGUUAGGACUUACUCUGUAUUGUGAGCUAAGCAAAAAUUAUGAAUGUUGCUUAAUAUAAUUAAAAUUCAAUAUAACCUUAAUAGUGCCAUGGAAAUUAUAAUAUGUGGUAAGCAACCACAAUUACGGUUCUCCAUGUAGCCAAACAGAACAAAUAGAUUAUGUUAUAGGUACCUAUUGAGAACAGUAUUAUAUAAAAGAUAAUGUAAUAGUUAAUAUUUUGGAUUUAACAAUCAGACUUUAGAUUGUAAUUCUGUAUUUUUUUUACAACUUUUGUUGUAUUCUUUAGAUUAAUUAGGCAUAUAUUACUUUACAUGAUAUUAUUGAAAUAAAUAUAUACUAUG
This is a messenger RNA of Diatraea saccharalis (sugarcane borer), 1754 nucleotides long. The record is from the annotation of a GenBank genome assembly. Lineage: Eukaryota; Metazoa; Arthropoda; Insecta; Lepidoptera; Crambidae.